Molecule: messenger RNA, 753 nt
Organism: Sphenostylis stenocarpa
Lineage: Eukaryota; Viridiplantae; Streptophyta; Magnoliopsida; Fabales; Fabaceae
Source: the annotation of a GenBank genome assembly
AUGGCCACAGUCAUCGACUGCCUACACCGUUUCAGCCACGACAUCUACACUGUUGAGGUCGCCGGAGACUACGUCACCGUCACUGUCACAUCCACGGCCUCCGUCGUGCGCCGCUGGCUCUCCACCACGCUCCACCUCCGUCGCCACUACGUCCUCCUGGAGCGCCUCGUCGUAGGCCUCGGCGUCCAGUGGACUCCCGGCGGCUCAGAUCCUCCGGCGGACACGCUGCAGCUCUGCGUCGGCCACCGCUGCCUCAUCUUCCAGCUCACUCAAGCCGACAGCGUGCCGAGGAAACUCCGCACGUUCCUCAACCAUCGCUCUCACAUCUUCGUUGGAUUCUGGAACCGUUCGGACCGCCGGAAGCUCGAGUAUUCGGAGCACAGUUUGGAUAUGUCGAGCGAUCCUCUGGAUCUGAGGUAUUUUGCAGAAACUGAAACCGAUGAGAGUCUGGUUAAAGAUUCAGUGGAGAAGAUCGUCCAGAAAUGCCUGGGGUACGAAGUGCAGCAGAGGAGGGAGAUUAGCAUGAGCGAUUGGGAUCGUAAACAUCUUAGCGACGAUCAAGUUGCUUAUGCGACCGUUGAUGCCUACUGUGCGUUCCUAGUGGGGAGGAACAGCAGAGUGUGGAACCACGAGAGAGUUAGUGCAGAAUAUGUGUUCAAAAAUGGAGAUGCAUGGUCAAAAGUAAUUGGAGAGGAAACAGUCCUAAAAUGGAGGAGCAACGAGUGGACCCCAGAUAUGAAAAGUUGUGGCUAG